Colletotrichum graminicola M1.001 is the source of this 1962-nucleotide messenger RNA. Its product is annotated as glycosyl hydrolase family 15. The transcript is spliced from 7 exons. Gene Ontology annotation, cellular component: fungal-type vacuole. Gene Ontology annotation, biological process: polysaccharide catabolic process. NCBI's taxonomy places the organism in Eukaryota, Fungi, Ascomycota, Sordariomycetes, Glomerellales, Glomerellaceae. Bases 1 to 1962 code for a protein of 653 amino acids. The record is from RefSeq and is a predicted model, not a curated record. Gene Ontology annotation, molecular function: starch binding; glucan 1,4-alpha-glucosidase activity.
AUGGUUUACCUUCAGCAUUUUAUGUCCGGGGCACUGGCUUUCAACACCACCGAGCGUCUUACACAGCCCAUCAUGAAGCUGUUCACCUCCGCCCUUCUGCUCGGCUCGUUUGCCACCCAGACGAUCUUGGGCUAUCCGGGUGCUCAGAUGGUCAAGAGAGAUGUUGACUCCUUCGUUGCCACUCAGACUCCUAUCGCCCUUCAACAGUUGCUCUGCAAUAUCGGACCGAAUGGUUGCCAUGCACAGGGCGUGAGCUCCGGCAUUGUUAUUGCUUCUCCAGACAAGGUAGACCCUCCGUACUUUUACACCUGGACCAGAGACGCUGGUCUUGUUUUCAAGGCUGUUGUAGACAUAUUCACAAACAGCUACGAUUCGAACCUCCAGACCAACAUUCAGAACUACAUCGCCUCCCAGGCCCGUCUCCAGGGGGUUUCGAACCCUUCAGGGGGCCUUGGCGAUGGUCAGGGUCUUGGCGAGCCCAAAUUCGAGGUCGACUUGAGGCCGUACACCGGUGAUUGGGGACGGCCUCAAAGAGACGGCCCGGCGUUGCGGGCGAUCGCCAUCAUUGGUUACGCCAAAUGGCUGGUGGCCAACGGCUACUCCUCCACGGCUUCAUCUGUUUUAUGGCCCGUAAUCCGCAACGACUUGAACUACGUAGCCCAGUACUGGAACCAGACCGGCUUCGAUCUCUGGGAAGAGGUCCGGGGAAGCUCGUUCUUCACUGUCGCUAGCCAGCACCGUGCACUUGUGGAGGGCAGUGCACUAGCUCGCUCGUUGGGCCAGUCUUGCAAUGCUUGCGAUGCGGUUGCACCCCAGGUUCUCUGCUUCUUGGGCAGAUUUUGGGACCCCGCCGGUAACUUCAUGGUCGCCAAUAUCAACGGAAACGGAAGAUCUGGCCGUGAUGCCAACGUCAUUCUUGCCUCAAUUCACAAUUUCGAUGCGGCCGCGGCUUGUGACACAGCAACCUUCCAGCCCUGCAGUGACAAGGCUCUAGCCAGCCAUAAAGUCGUCGUGGACUCCUUCCGCACGAUCUAUGCCAUCAAUAGUGGCAUUGCGCAAUCUGCAGCCAUCGCGGUGGGAAGAUAUCCCGAGGACAGCUACUACGGUGGCAACCCUUGGUAUCUCAAUACCCUCGCCGCAGCCGAGCAACUCUACGACGCCCUCUAUGUCUGGAAGCAACAAGGCUCCAUAACCGUCACUCAGACAUCCCUUGCUUUCUUUCGUGACCGUCUUGGCUCCGUCGCUCCUGGGACAUACGCUUCCAGCUCGUCGACCUACACGUCUCUCAUCAACGCUGUGAGCGCCUACGCCGACGGUUUCAUGAACAUCGUCGCCACCUAUGCCCAGACAAACGGCUCGCUUGCGGAGCAGUUCUCGCGCAGCAAUGGUCAGCCCCUGUCGGCUGACGACCUGACUUGGUCCUACGCCGCGUUCCUCACCGCUGCUCAGCGCCGUGCCAACGUUAUCCCGAAGGGUUGGGUGGGUUCGGCGACCUCUGUCCCGGGAACGUGCCAGGCUACCUCCAUCGCCGGGUCCUACUCCAGCGCCACAGUGGCCUCGUUUCCAGCUAAUCAGACGCCCCAGACCGGCGUGCCUACUACUACGCGCGAUACUGCGACCCCAACUGCAACUGGCUGCCCCAUUGCGAGUUCUGUGCUCGUCACCUUCAAUGCUCGCGUUGUGACGCAAUUCGGACAGACUAUCAAGAUUGUUGGUAACAUCCCUUCACUUGGGAAUUGGAACCCAAGCAAUGCUGUUACUUUGAGCGCUUCUGGAUAUACCUCUGCGAACCCAGUCUGGUCUGUCACCGUUCAGCUGCCGGCCGGCCAGCCCAUUCAGUACAAGUAUAUCAACGUCGCCAGCAACGGUACACCUACUUGGGAGAACGACCCCAACCGUAGCUACACUGUUCCAUCAUCUUGUGCCACCUCAACUACCAGGUCUGAUUCUUGGCAAGGCUAG